Oryza brachyantha (malo sina) is the source of this 585-nucleotide messenger RNA. Its product is annotated as glycine-rich protein DOT1-like. The record is from RefSeq and is a predicted model, not a curated record. Lineage: Eukaryota; Viridiplantae; Streptophyta; Magnoliopsida; Poales; Poaceae. Bases 1 to 585 code for a protein of 194 amino acids. The transcript has a single exon.
AUGGCAGGUACUAGAGUGUUAGCUCUGGGCUUCAUUGCCCUAAUGACCAUAGGAUUAGCCAAUGGUGCGAGGGUUUCUCGACUUUCUAGUGCUGGUGGUACCGGUGAUGGAGGAGGUGGUGGCAGUGGUUAUGUAAGUGGUGGAGGAUCUGGUUUUGGUAGUGGUGUUGGGUCUGGUCAAAGUGGGAAGCCUAUAGGUUCUUAUGCAACUGCCGUAGCUGGAGGUAAUAGUUCUAGCACAAGCCAAUAUGGUGGAUCUGGAAAUGGCGCGGGCGGUGGAUCCGCUUCAGGAUCUGGGAGUAACUAUGAUAGCGUAUCUACCGGUUACGGUGGAUACACCAGUGGUGGCGGUAGUGGUGGUGGGGGUGGUGAAGGACAAGCCGGAGGUUCUUAUGGAUCUUAUGGUCAAGGAGGUGGUGGUGGUGCUGGCUCGGGCUCUGGUAUGGCUAACACACAUAUUUUUGGACCGAUAAGUGAGGCAAAUGCUAAUGCCAAUGGAAAUGGUGGUGGCAAUGGUGUCACUCAAAAUGGUGGCAGUGGUAGCGGUGGAGGUGGUGGAUCUGGGUAUGCUAAUGCGCAUCCAUAA